UUGGCAACACUGAAAAUGACAGUUGGUGCAGUUGUUUGAUUGACAGAAAAGUGAAAAUUUUCGCUGAAAAUGAGGAAUCUACGAUAAAAAAUGCAAUUUAAUCGUUUAUUAUCAUCACAAUAUUAUUUAUUUGAAUUAAGUUAUAAUGUGUUAUGUUUAAUUAUUUAUUAAUAAUAUUCAAUUUGAGGUUACGAUUUCAAAAGCAAUAAUGAGGAAAAAGGCGAUUAGUAUUAGCAGCGACAGUCACAGCGACGAUGAUGUACCUCUCCAUUUAAUAAAAACUAGCAAAUAUACGGAUGAUCCCAAUGCGUACGACAGCCUGUGUCAACGCAGUAAUGAAGCAUGUGAAUUCUGUGAUAGGAUCUCUAAAACUAGAUAUUCCAGUUUAAUCCACAACGCUAGUCAUAUAAUCAUUCCGCUAUUCAAUCAGACAAUCAUUCGAUGUCCCAUAUGUCUGUUCUGCUUCACAAGCGAAGAGGACUUAGCUAUACAUAAUGUUAGAAAACAUAUUGAGGUCACCGCACCUAAGGUAUCUCUAGUCAAGAUUGAGAGUGAUACUAGUGGAUUAGAUCAUUCUAGAUGUAUUAAGAUUGAGCAACCACAACUAAAAGAAUCUCCCACAAAUAGCAUCUUACCUACCAAUCCAACAGACGUUACCAGCUCAAUAAAGAGCCGUCUAGUCUUCGAAGAUGAGGACGAUGACUUAAUACGCUUGGACUGCAAUCAGCUACUGAAUGACUUGACAACUGAUUGUAAAGUGAAUAUAGAGGUGUUUGAUACACCGUGGAUGAACGGUGAGGAGUAUACCAAGAGUGUGCAUUAUGAUGAACUGGUGAACCCUGGGGUUUAUAGGUGUAGGAAGUGUGGGAAACGGUUUCCUACUAGAUAUGACGUGAUAAUCCACGAAUCCUCUCACAUUAGAUUUAAAAAUAGUCAAAUAAUUCUGUGUGUAAAAUGUAAUAAAUAUCUUCAAGGUGGUCGGAAAGACCUCAGAUUCCACGAGUAUAUGUUCCAUUCAAAUAUAGAAGAAAAACAGUUAUCUGAAGAUAGUACUAAAAGGUUUUACGAUGAAAAUACAAAAGAUAGAAGAAUUUUCAACUCCGAAGUAUUUACUUUCUGCGAAGUAUGCUUUAUAUUUUGCAAAAAUAGGGGUGUGAUUAACUAUGAAUGCUUGAAAACUUUAUGUGAAGUAGGUAAAAGGUAUCAGUGUGAUAAAUGUGGCCAGUUAUUCUUUGAAAUUAAACUUGUUAGGAGAUUGGUACAAAAGAGGGCUGGAUAUUCUGCACAUAAGAAAAAAAAGAAAACUAAUGAAGAUCGUUUAAAAACUAUUGUAAAAAGAUUUAAAGUAAUGAAACAUUGA
This is a messenger RNA of Helicoverpa armigera (cotton bollworm), 1360 nucleotides long. Its product is annotated as testis-specific zinc finger protein topi. NCBI's taxonomy places the organism in Eukaryota, Metazoa, Arthropoda, Insecta, Lepidoptera, Noctuidae. The record is from RefSeq and is a predicted model, not a curated record. Bases 209 to 1360 code for a protein of 383 amino acids. The transcript is spliced from 5 exons.